Molecule: messenger RNA, 261 nt
Organism: Pseudomassariella vexata
Lineage: Eukaryota; Fungi; Ascomycota; Sordariomycetes; Amphisphaeriales; Pseudomassariaceae
Exons: 4
Coding region: 1-261 (86 amino acids)
Source: RefSeq, a predicted model, not a curated record
AUGCCCGUCCCCUUCGAAGCCCUGAUUCCCUAUGGAAUCAUCCUCGCCAUGUUCGGUGUGACUGGUGCGGGAAUGUCCAAGAUCAAGAACAUGCAGAAUGGUGGCAAGAGAAUGCGACGAUCUUUGGAUCAAUGGGAUAGACAAAUGAUGGAUCGCGACCGAAGGCUCACAGGAUAUCUACGGGGACAGAGCGAUACGCCUAUAGCGCCAGCCGGCUUCGAGCUUAACAACCCUUGGCGGGUUGAAAAACGAAUGUGUUAA